This is a messenger RNA of Girardinichthys multiradiatus, 1837 nucleotides long. RefSeq lists its product as uncharacterized. Lineage: Eukaryota; Metazoa; Chordata; Actinopteri; Cyprinodontiformes; Goodeidae. Gene Ontology annotation, biological process: fatty acid beta-oxidation using acyl-CoA dehydrogenase. The transcript has 9 exons. The record is from RefSeq and is a predicted model, not a curated record. Gene Ontology annotation, molecular function: acyl-CoA dehydrogenase activity; flavin adenine dinucleotide binding. The coding region runs from base 38 to 1342 and encodes 434 amino acids.
CCAACACGCAUGCGCAAACAGCUGAGCGUAAACAGUCAUGGCGCUACCUGAAGGAGCUGUGGGGGUAAAGAUGCUGCUCUGCAGCCGCACUUUGUACAAAUUCGCCUCGUUUUCAGGUGCCCGCUCGCUGUCUGAGAAUGUGUCAUCUCAGUCUGUAACGACCAAGCCUCCAGAGAUCGCAAAGGACCAUUUAAUCUACACACAAGAGCACUUUGCGUUGAAGGAGGCCCUCAGGAAGAUCAUCGACCAGGAGAUUAACCCAUAUGUAGAUCAGUGGGAAGCAGAAGGGACAUUUCCAGCCCACAAAAUCUUCAAGAUACUGGGAAAUGCAGGCUUUCUUGGAGUGAACAAACCAGUUGAGUACGGAGGCUUGGGACUCGACUUCAGCUACAGCAUUGCUAUAGCAGAGGAGCUGGGCAACAUUCACUGCGGUGGCAUUCCCAUGGCCAUUGGUGUACAAAGUGACAUGGCUACACCAGCUCUGGCCAGGUUUGGUUCAGAUGAGCUCAAGAAAGAGUUCCUGGUACCCUCCAUCAUGGGGGACAAAGUGGCCUGUCUCGGUGUGAGUGAGGUUGGAGCUGGCUCUGAUGUAUCAAGUAUUAAGACCAAGGCAGUGAAAAAAGGGGAUGAAUAUGUGAUAAAUGGAGGAAAGAUGUGGACAACCAAUGGUACCCAGGCUGACUGGAUGUGUCUACUUGCCAACACCAGCGAUGGACCCCCACACAGGAACAAAUCUCUCAUCUGUUUACCCAUGAACUUGCCAGGAGUGCAUGUUGCCCGGAAGAUUAAUAAAAUAGGGAUGUGGUCAUCAGAUACAGCGGAAGUCUUUUUCGAUGAUGUCCACGUGCCCUGCAAGAACAUCAUCGGCCAGGAAGGCAUGGGUUUCACCUAUCAGAUGCUUCAGUUCCAGGAAGAGAGGCUCUGGGCCGUGGCCAAUAUUGUGACCACGAUGGACAACAUCAUUCAGGAAACCAUAGAUUACACGCGGCAGAGGAAGAUCUUCAAGCAGCCUGUCCUCUAUCACCAGGCAGUUCACUUCAGGUUGGCUGAGCUUCAGACGGAGGUUGAGCUGCUCCGCUCCCUCCUAUACCGCGCUUCAGCAAUGUACAUUAAAGGGAAUGAUGUGACAAAGUUGGCUUCUAUGGCCAAGUUAAAGGGCGGCCGCCUUGCAAGAGAACUGAGCGACAGCUGUCUGCAGUACUGGGGAGGGAUGGGCUACACCAGUGAAGUGCCAGUCAGCAGAUUCUACAGGGAUUCCAGGUUGAUGUCGAUUGGUGCAGGAGCUGAUGAGGUCAUGCUGGGAAUUAUCUGCAGAUACAUGGACACACUGCCCAAGAAGUGAUCUUAUCAAAGGGAUCUUCCGGACUGAUGUCACAUCCGUCCUAAAAGCGUGCCAAUCGUAUCACCAAAGUGCAAUUCUGACAUGUUUAAGUGUUCAAUAGUUGGGACUUACUUUUAAUUUUAUUCAUAGUUACUAGCUUGUUCUCAUGAGAUAAACACUAAAGUUUUCUCAUUUUAAUAUAAGUGAUCCUUUUGUAAAGACUUUAUUUUUGUAGAAUAAAGCUAAAUGACAUGUUUUAAACUGUCUUUUUACACAUUGACAAAUUUAUGCAGAUCUCCAUGACAUCCACUAUGUGCUAAUAGAACACAAUUAUGCAGACUUGUUUAGAACGUAAAAUUUGUUUAUUUACAAUAACACUUUUACAUCAAUUACGAAACAAAGAUAUCGCUGUCAUGAAUCUGAUGACUGUAUAUUCAUUUAUUCUUUAGCAUAAACACCUAUAGUAAAUUGCAUCUGUAGGGUGUUAUUGCUUACAAUUAAAAUAACUUAACACAA